Molecule: messenger RNA, 1022 nt
Organism: Amaranthus tricolor (Joseph's coat)
Lineage: Eukaryota; Viridiplantae; Streptophyta; Magnoliopsida; Caryophyllales; Amaranthaceae
Product: glutathione S-transferase F13
Exons: 3
Coding region: 92-748 (218 amino acids)
Cellular component (GO): cytoplasm
Molecular function (GO): glutathione transferase activity; glutathione binding
Source: RefSeq, a predicted model, not a curated record
AUCAAAUCUAAAAUUUAUUAAUUAGUAUCCAUCUCUAUUAAUUUCUUUCAUUAUUUGUGAAGUGUAUUUAGCAAUAAAAAAAAGAGUUAAAAUGGGUUUGAAAGUAUAUGGGCUUCCAAUAUCAACAUGCACAAGUAGAGUUCUUACAUGUUUACAUGAAAAAGAAGUUGAAUUUGAGCUUAUUCCUAUUAAUCUCUUCACUGCUGAACAUUUGCAGCCUCCUUUCCUCUCCAAAAAUCCAUUUGGGCAGAUUCCAGCACUUGAAGAUGAUGAUCUCACAUUGUUUGAAUCAAGAGCAAUAACAACAUACAUAUCAGAAAAAUACAAGGAAAAAGGAAGCGAUCUCUUAAGACAUGGAGAUAUAAAAGAAGCAUCAAUUGUUAAAGUAUGGAUGGAAGUAGAAGCACAUCAAUACCACCCAGCAAUCCAACCAAUCAUAUAUCAAUAUUUUGUGGCCCCCAUCCAAGGCAAGACCCCUGAUCAAACCAUCAUUGAUACUCAUCUUGACAAACUCAAGAAAGUUCUAGAUAUCUAUGAUGACAAACUAAGGAACACCAAAUACUUAGCUGGGGAUUACUACACUCUAGCAGAUCUUCAUCAUUUGCCUUACACUCAUUAUUUUAUGACUACUCCUUAUGCUAACUUGAUUAAUGAUCGCCCUAAUGUUAAGGCUUGGUGGGAAGAUAUUUCUUCUAGACCUUCUUUUGAGAAAGUCUCUCAAGACAUGAAGCAUGGGGAUCACUCUUAAGGUUCCUCUCUUUUUUUUUUUUUUUUUUUUUUUUAAGCAUACAAAUGAUCAACACUUCUAAACUAGAGCGGAUGUAACCUUAUUCAAUAUUGUUAACCGAUAAAAUUUAAUAAGUUAUUUUAUAUUUAAAUAUGAUAAUAAGUGUAUUAAGUUAUAAUUGGUGUGUGAUAGCCGUGGCAUGAGAUAGACCCAAUGGCUAGCCCAAUUAGCAACACGUGGGACGAUUUCGUUUAAUCUUAUAUCAUUUCUUCGUCAUCGUUUAUUAAAUUGACAA